This is a messenger RNA of Talpa occidentalis (Iberian mole), 313 nucleotides long. RefSeq names its product small nuclear ribonucleoprotein E-like. Lineage: Eukaryota; Metazoa; Chordata; Mammalia; Eulipotyphla; Talpidae. The transcript has a single exon. Gene Ontology annotation, biological process: spliceosomal snRNP assembly; mRNA splicing, via spliceosome. The record is from RefSeq and is a predicted model, not a curated record. Gene Ontology annotation, cellular component: U1 snRNP; precatalytic spliceosome; U4 snRNP. The coding region runs from base 18 to 293 and encodes 91 amino acids.
CUUUGUGAGCUUCCACCAUGGUGUACCGCGGCCAGGGUCAGAAAGUGCAGAAGGUGAUGGUGCAGGCCAUCAACCUCAUCUUCAGAUACUUGCAAAAUCGAUCUUGGAUUCAGGUGUGGCUUUAUGAGCAAGUGAAUAUGCGGAUAGAGGGCUGUGUCAUUGGUUUUGAUGAGUAUAUGAACCUUGUAUUAGACGCAGAAGAGAUUCAUUCUAAAACAAAGCCAAGAAAACAACUGGGUUGGAUCAUGCUGAAAGGUGAUAACAUUACUCUGCUCCAAAGUGUCUCCAACUAGAAAAGAUCAAUCAAGUGAGG